CACCCCGACCCCACCCCUCUGUACCACUCCCGCUUCCCCUCACCUCCGUCCCCGGCCCAGCAGCGCCCGGGGACCCCCCCGCCGCAUGGAAUAUCCGGCAGCUGGCUGAGCCCCACGCUGAGAAGCCGGCUCCCCGACGGGGAAACGGAGCCGGAGGCAACUCGGAGCCUGUGGAGAGUGUCACUGCAGGGGGAGAAGCUGGAAAAUCCACUCACCUGCUCCCUGGCAGUGAGCAAGGUGCUUUCCUGGCACGUGUGGAGAAGAGGGAGGCAGGGCUUAAGCCAUCCAUUCCUACAGAACUUAACCAGCCCUUCUUGAUCUUUUCCACGGUCAGAAUCUGUCCUGAUGCAGCCCUGCCCUUCCAGCAAGAGGUCUCAUGGUGCCAAGUGACGUGUCCCUCCUGUGAGACUCGAUCCCCAGACCCGCCUGAGACAAUGUCAGGAAUGCAGGCCAUUUGGCCAUCCGGUACGGAAUGUAUCGCCAAGUAUAACUUCCAUGGCACCGCCGAGCAGGACCUCCCAUUCAGCAAAGGAGACGUGCUCACCAUCGUCGCCGUCACCAAGGAUCCCAACUGGUACAAAGCCAAAAACAAGGUGGGCCGUGAGGGGAUCAUCCCUGCCAACUAUGUUCAGAAGCGGGAAGGAGUGAAAGCUGGAACCAAACUCAGUCUGAUGCCCUGGUUCCAUGGGAAGAUCACGCGGGAGCAGGCAGAGCGGCUGCUAUACCCCCCAGAGACGGGCCUCUUCCUGGUGCGGGAGAGCACCAACUACCCGGGCGACUACACCCUGUGUGUGAGCUGCGAGGGGAAGGUGGAGCAUUACCGCAUCAUCUACUCCUCCAGCAAGCUCAGCAUCGACGAGGAGGUCUACUUCGAGAACCUCAUGCAGCUGGUGGAGCAUUACACCACGGACGCCGACGGGCUCUGCACACGCCUCAUCAAACCCAAACUCAUGGAGGGGACGAUAGCGGCUCAGGAUGAGUUCUCCAGAAGCGGCUGGGCCCUCAACAUGAAGGACCUGAAGCUUCUGCAGACCAUCGGCAAAGGGGAGUUUGGAGAUGUGCUGCUGGGCGAUUACCGUGGCAACAAGGUCGCCGUGAAGUGCAUUAAACACGAUGCCACUGCGCAGGCCUUUCUGGCGGAGGCCUCGGUGAUGACGCAACUCCGACACAGCAACCUGGUACAGCUGCUGGGGGUGAUCGUGGAGGAGAAGAGUGGUCUCUACAUCGUCACUGAAUACAUGGCAAAGGGAAGCCUAGUCGAUUACCUGCGAUCCCGAGGGAGAUCUGUGCUGGGGGGCGACUGCCUGCUGAAGUUCUGCUUAGAUGUCUGUGAAGCCAUGGAGUAUCUGGAAGCCAACAACUUUGUCCACCGGGACCUGGCGGCGAGGAACGUGCUAGUCUCAGAGGACAACAUCGCCAAAGUCAGCGACUUUGGGCUGACAAAGGAGGCAUCGUCCACUCAGGACACGGGGAAGCUGCCGGUGAAAUGGACGGCGCCGGAAGCACUUAGAGAAAAGAAAUUCUCCACCAAGUCGGACGUGUGGAGCUUCGGGAUCCUCCUCUGGGAAAUCUACUCCUUCGGGCGAGUGCCUUAUCCGAGAAUUCCUCUGAAGGACGUCGUUCCCCGCGUGGAGAAGGGGUACAAGAUGGAUGCCCCCGACGGCUGCCCCCUGGUUGUCUACGAGGUGAUGAAAAACUGCUGGACCCUGGACCCCAUCAUCCGGCCUUCCUUCCACCAACUACGGGAACAGCUAGAGCAUAUCAAAGGCAACGAGCUCUACCUGUGAGACGGGGGGGCGGGGCUUCCUCAAGACAUCCCCCCCUUCUCCCUUCGGUCCUGCCCCACCCCCCUGCUCAGGUAGCGGGGGUGGGGGAGGGGCCAGAUAGGGGAGGGGCGAAGGACUGAGCGAGCUGCUGGACCUGCUCCACCCAUGGAACUAUCCUAGAGAGACAUAUUGGACUUGUGCAUAUCCCCGCCCUGGCUCUGCCUCCCCUUCCCCGGGUCGCUUAGGCUGGGCUGGCUGGAGAUGCGGGAGUGAGAUGGAUUGAUCAAGGCUGCCCCCACCACCUUGUCCCUGUAGAAACCAAACUGGGGAGGGAAUCCUACUAUUUUAGUGGCAUGUUGUUACCCCCACACUCCCUCCCUGCCCCCAACCGCCGAUCCUUCCCCAUAGUUUCUCUUCCUUGAUUUCUCCCUGGAAUCACAUCUCUGUUUCUCCAACUCACAGGAUCGCAACAGAGGGGACAGGGUGGGGACGACUGAGGAGGGAAGCCAGGCCGGGGGAUGGGGGAGAGGAUAAAUGGGGGACGCCUUACUGCUGCAGGUAUUUCCUGCUCCUCACACGAGUCCUGCGAUUGCUUAAAAACUUCCGAGUCAGUUGUUUUCUCUGGGUUUUUUUCGGUUAUUUUUUAUUAUUUCAAAUGGAAACGGGCCAGCCAAGUGCUGGGGUUUUACUAAAGUACGAAUCUCUUAUUUUUUAAUGUAAUUGAAAAAAAAAUUUAAAAAAAGGUUUAAAAAAGAGAGAAAUGGACCCACCCGAAAGGAAGGAAAAUCCCAAAUCUGCUAACUGACUGGGUGAAAUAACUGAGACACCAAGGGUGAUUGUUGAAUUGUUUCGCUUUAACUUGUUGCAGUGUUUUGCAUGCCAUCUCCAGAGGCCUUUUCCAGUCCUGUCCAGUGCUUUAUUCUCAUGUAAUGCUGCCAACUGUGAGAUUAAACUGUAAUAAAACCAUUCCAUAUGGACACACAC
Messenger RNA from Chelonoidis abingdonii (Abingdon island giant tortoise), 2750 nucleotides. Lineage: Eukaryota; Metazoa; Chordata; Testudines; Testudinidae. The record is from RefSeq and is a predicted model, not a curated record.